This is a messenger RNA of Ipomoea nil (Japanese morning glory), 3324 nucleotides long. RefSeq names its product putative late blight resistance protein homolog R1A-10. The transcript has 15 exons. NCBI's taxonomy places the organism in Eukaryota, Viridiplantae, Streptophyta, Magnoliopsida, Solanales, Convolvulaceae. The coding region runs from base 16 to 939 and encodes 307 amino acids. Gene Ontology annotation, biological process: protein folding. The record is from RefSeq and is a predicted model, not a curated record. Gene Ontology annotation, molecular function: alpha-tubulin binding.
CCAUUCUUCCAAAGAAUGCAAAUGCAUUUUGGGGAUUUCAUUUUUUUGAGAUACAUAUCUGUAGCACAAUGGUUUGAAGGUCUGGAUUAUAUAGUGUCAAGUAACUCUAAUUUGCAGACUCUUGUUGUUUCCGGUAAUGAAUCACAAGCUGGAGCAUCUACUGUCCAUUUGCCAUCCAAAAUUUGGGAGUCACCACAGUUGAGGCAUCUUGAACUUGGCAAUUCCUAUACAGUAGAUCCUCCAAGCGUUGAUAAGAAGAGUUUUCAAACAUUGUCUUGGGUGAGUCCAGCCUAUUGCCGAAAGGGAAUGUAUAACAAGUUUCCGAAAUUAAAAGCACUGAAAAUUUUCCUUAAAGAUGAAUUAGAGCUCAACUGCACUUGUAGAUCUUGCAAUAAUCCCAUCAUUUUGGAUAAUCUUGACUAUUUGAAAGGGCUUGAGAAGUUAACGAUUUCAGUUUCUAUUGACUGCACUGUAACCCUUCAAAAUCGGUGUAUGUUUCCUUUACUACUGGAGAAGUUGAGGUUGAGUGGGCUUAAUCUCUCUGAGAGGCAUUUAACAGUAAUUGGCAUGUUGCCCCAGCUUAAGGUGCUCAAGCUAGAAAAUUCCUUCCAUGGAAAAGUAUGGGAAGUAUCAGGAGGAUUCUGUAAGUUGGGAUUCUUGCUUCUUGAAGCUAAAAACCUGGAGCAGUUGAAGGCUAAUAAAUAUUCCUUCCCAUGUCUCCGGCACUUAGGUCUAAGAUUCUGUUAUUGCCUGGAAGAGAUCCCUCAGAGUUUUGCACAUAUUUUCUUGCUGCAGUCAAUUGAGUUGAAACAGUGCAGCCCUUCUGUAGUCGCUUCUGCCAAGCAGAUUCUAGAAGGACUGCAUCCAAUACGAAGAAGAAUGUUUGAGAUCAAAAUCGACGGGUCUGAAUAUGGGGAAUCACAAUAUCCACAAGAAUAAGAUGACUUGGCUGAGAUCACAGUGAGCUAACUGUUAUUAGAAAAAUGGGCAUGAAGGGUAAACUUCCUCAAUCUCACAUGAUUGAGAGUUGUGGGGGUUCCUUGUGAAAGUAGGAUGCUAUUGCAAAGUAUCCAAAAUAUGCUAAUAGAUGGUAUUGAAACAUGGGCUCAAGAGCUCUGCCAAAUGGACAAUAUAAUGGUCAGUUUAUCCUCACCGAACAUUGAAAAGGAGAUCAAUAGAUGCGCAUUGGUCAUUUGUAUGCUCGAGUAGUUAACUAAUGUCGAUGUUUUUCAGAGAAAUCAUGUUGGUGGUUGUGGCAUGCAUGAAGGUUGACUAAUCUGAUGCCUAUAUGAUCGACCGAGAUGAUGAAAUGACUUUACAUAUCUGUUUUGCUGCGAUUAUAUUCAUUCUUUGUUUUGAUAUGCUUUUUCAGAUUGGUGAAGUUUCUAAACUGGGAAGCUGUUAGUGCUCUCAAGUUAUUGGAGAUGUAGAGGCGAUAGAUGAUUUCCCAUGUCUCCAAUGGUUAGUUUGGAAAAGUUUCCUUGGUGUUUAAAAGAAAAUUUGAGCCUGCGGUCAAUUAAGUUGGAUCAGUGUAGCACUUCUGUAGUUGCUUUUGCUAAGGCAUAUUCGACUGGCAAGUUGAAAUGGAAAACGACAUUUUUGAGAUUAAAAUCCUUGGCACUGAAUCACAGAGUACCGAUACAGAUGUGUCUACAGACGCAUUGGGCAGAUCAAAGUCUAGGGGCCUGAAUAUGAUGAAUCACAUAUGGAAAGGUCCGUAAAAGACGACUUGGUUGGGCUUGCAGUUAACUAACAGUUAUGUGAAAACGGAGUUGAGGUUGAGUGGGCUUAUUCUCUUUAAAACUAAUUGGCAAGUUGCCCCUGCUUAGGAUGCUCAAGCUAGAAAAUUCCUUCCAUGGAAAAGUAUGGGAAGUAUCAGAAGGAGGAUUCCGUUGGUUAGAAUUCUUGCAUCUUGAAGCUAAAAACCUGGAGCAGUUGAAGGCUAAUAAAUAUUCCUUCCCAUGUCUCCAGCACUUAGGUCUAAAAUUCUGUUAUUGCUUGGAAGAGAUCCCUCAGAGUUUUGCACAUAUUUCCUUUCUGCGGUCAAUUGAGUUGAAACAGUUCAGCCCUUCUGUAGUCGCUGCUGCCAAGCAGAUUCUAGAAGGACUGCUUCCAAUACGAAGAAGAAUGUUUAAGCUCAAAAUUGACGGGUCUGAAUAUGAGGAAUAACAAUAUCCACAAGUAGAAGAUGACUUGGCCGAGAACACAGUGAGCUAACUGUUAUUAGAAAAAUGGGCAUUAAGGAUAAAUUUCCUUAAUCCCAGGUAUUUGUCAGUGUGGGUUCCUUGUGAAGAUGUAUUGUCAUCCGUGAAACCCUUGCUAGUGUGCUUGAGUUAACUAAUGUUGGUGGCUGUGGCAUGGAGAUUGGUGUGGUCAUUGAAUAUUUUGCAGAAAAAUGUCUAAAUUGGGAAGCUGGUUGUUCUCAAGCUAUUGGAGUUCCAGAGGGCAUGAAGGGUAAACUUCCUCAAUCUCACAUAACUGAGAGUUGUGGGGGUUCCUUGUGAAAGUAAGGUGCUAUUGCAGAGUAUCCAAAAUAUGGUAAUAGAUGGUAUUGAAACAUGGGCUCAAGAGCUCUGCCAAAUGGACAAUAUAAUGGUCAGUUUAUCCUCACCCAACAUUGAAAAGGAGAUGGAUAGAUGCACGUUGGUCAUUUGUACGUGAUGUACUGUCAUUGGUGAAACCCUGUUGUGGUUGUGGCAUGCAUGCAGAUGGUGUGCUAAUUGAAUGCCUUGCUGGAAAGUUUCUAAACUGGGAAUGAAGCUGCUAGUGCUCUCAAGUUAUUGGAGAUGUAGAGAAAUCAGGUUGGUGACUUUGAAAAUAUUUUAAACUAGCUUAGGAAGCUGCUAGUCUCAACUCUCAAGAAUUGAAGAUCUACAGGGUAGUGAGGAGAUUUUGAAAAGGUUUACCAUUAACUUGGAGCAUCUUGGUGUAAACAGGGUAGUGAAGAGAAUCUUGCCUCUUAAAGCUAAUAAACUCGAGCAUUGCACAGGCGACGGUGAUUUCCCAUGUCUCGAGUGGUUAGUCUUGAGAUGUUAUAUAUUGCUUGGAAAAGUUCCGUUGGCGUUCAACAGAAAAUUUGAACCUAUGGUCAAUUAAGUUGGAUCAUUGUGGCCCUUCUGUUGUUGCUUUUGCUAAGCAUAUUUGAGACUGGCAAGUUGAAAUGGGAAACGGCAUUUUUUGAGCAGCCUGAAUAUGAUGAAUCACAUAUAGAAGAGUGUAUAGACGACGACUUGGAUGGUAUACGCGUAUGAGGCUGCAUGUAUCUUUGUAUCUGCAUUUACAUCUGCAUCCCAAAUGAAAUAAAAUGAAAUGUUGUUGCUACCU